Molecule: messenger RNA, 1122 nt
Organism: Durusdinium trenchii
Lineage: Eukaryota; Dinophyceae; Suessiales; Symbiodiniaceae
Source: the annotation of a GenBank genome assembly
AUGGCUUGCGAGUGGAGCAAAGCCAUGGGAGAAGAGGGCUUAUGUGAGGAAGUGAUUGAGGCUAUAUUGAAAAUGGGUUUCAAACGCAAAGCCUCAUUUGCGCAUGCCUUUGUCGACUCGAACGUCUUCGAAGAUUGGCUUACACGUUUCAAACUGAAGUUGGUUUCGUUCAAAGACCUGGACGAUGCGGAAUGGUUGACAUCGCCCACAUGUGGAGACCUCCGCGCGUUUUGGAAGAAGAGUUCGGGUGAAGAAUUGCCGGCUCCUGCCAGUGCCAAGCAUUUGCCAUUGUUGGGCUCCUUGAGUCUACCAGCCAAAUUUGGUGCUGCGGAUCGCGAAGCCUUGCUGAAAGUGUUUGAAAGCAACUACCCAGGAGCCGCGCUCACUCCCGAGACAACCCCUUGUUUGCCCUAUCUGCAGACUAUCCAGAGCCAAUGUCAACAGAAAUCUUGGGCUUGGGUCGCAUGGCGCCGGAUCCUUUCCGAAGCUGCGCUUUGGGAUGUCCAAAGCCGCAAAGCAGGCACAAAAAAGAGGGAUCUGACGGAGGUCUUGGCUGAGGCAGCAGGUCUGUGUGGUGAAGAAUGGGACUUGGACAUGGGGGGGUCGCCCCAUCGCAUUUUUCAAAUUCUUUGCACUCGUGCACAUGCUUACGCCCUUUGUGGUGGCGGUCAUUUGCAAAAUUGGCUGACGUACACUCACAAAUUCAUCAGUCAUUACUCUCGCAAAUAUGGCGCGGGCUGGAGAGCGCCAAACCCAACUGAAGCUGAGGAUGCCGACCGGGAGGUGUUGACUGAAGUCUUCAAGCAGGUGCUUCGUGAUGGAGUGUCCCUGGACACCGCCCUUGAUUGCGUGGUUCGUGAAGAUUUCUUUCGUCACUAUCUUGGCCCGAGGCCCAGAUUGGUGCAGAAAGCGUUGCCCGGCUUGGAAGAGGAUGUUGUGGUCAAAAAGCCAAAGCGUCGGUUGCCGCAGCCUCUUACUGAUGGCAAGAAGCAACGGGACAACCAGGGCAAGGGCAAGCUAACUGGUGAGCCAAAGCAGCGAGCUCAAUCUCAGUGUUUUGCCUUCAAGAAAACUGGCAAAUGUGCCUUUGGUGCUGACUGCAAAUUCCAACACGCCGAGUGA